Molecule: messenger RNA, 2235 nt
Organism: Ananas comosus (pineapple)
Lineage: Eukaryota; Viridiplantae; Streptophyta; Magnoliopsida; Poales; Bromeliaceae
Product: glutamyl-tRNA(Gln) amidotransferase subunit B, chloroplastic/mitochondrial
Exons: 9
Coding region: 142-1818 (558 amino acids)
Biological process (GO): glutaminyl-tRNAGln biosynthesis via transamidation; mitochondrial translation
Molecular function (GO): glutaminyl-tRNA synthase (glutamine-hydrolyzing) activity
Source: RefSeq, a predicted model, not a curated record
UGGUCGGAAACUGGGGCCGAGAGAAGCGCUGCGAUAAGAUACUCGUCUCCUUCGCACACGGAUUAGCUUCGCCAACAACAAUGGCUUCUGCUUCUCUUCGCCGCGCUUAACUCAACAUUUUCAUGUGAUCAGUGGUUCAUCAUGGCCUUAAUCGUUUUCCGAGGAGGAUUCAGAACCAACCACCUUCUCCUCCGCCGAACAUUUCUCUUCUCCGCUCGUCGCGACAGUUCCCUUUUAUGCACAAUACAGCAACACCACCAAAGAUCUCGAUACAAUGUUCGCGCGGAGAGCCUUCAAGCAACAGAGAGCAAAACAAGCAGUAAAUCUAUACAAAUGGCAACUAAAGAACUAGUAGAGAAAAAGACACGGGGAUAUGAGGCUAUAAUUGGAAUAGAGACCCAUGUACAACUCUCUACUAUCACCAAGGCUUUUUGCAGCUGCCCUUAUACGUACGGGUCGCAGCCCAACACAACCAUUUGCCCAAUUUGCAUGGGACUCCCCGGAACUCUUCCGGUUUUGAAUUCGAAGGUCGUUGAAUUUGCCGUUAGAUUGGGUCUUGCACUCAAUUGCGAGCUAUCCGUGGCUUCUAAAUUUGAUAGGAAACAGUACUUUUAUCCUGAUCUACCAAAGGGGUACCAGAUAUCUCAAUUUGAUAUCCCAAUAGCGAGGAAAGGGUAUGUUGAUGUUGAUCUUCCUGUGGAGUUCGGCGGCGGGCAUAGGAGGUUUGGCAUAACUAGGGUUCAUAUGGAGGAAGAUGCUGGGAAACUACUUCACUCUGAAAGUGAAAGUUAUUCGCAGGUCGACCUAAAUAGAGCAGGGGUUCCUUUGCUUGAGAUUGUCUCUGAGCCAGACAUGAGAAGCGGGAUUGAGGCUGCUGAAUAUGCUGCUGAGUUACAGCGGCUGGUUCGGUACUUGGGGGUCAGUAAUGGGAACAUGCAGGAGGGUUCCCUUCGUUGCGAUGUGAAUGUUUCCGUCCGGCCAAUAGGACAGUUAGAGUUUGGGACAAAGGUUGAAAUAAAGAAUAUGAAUUCAUUUUCUGCAAUGAACAGGGCAAUUGAUUAUGAGAUCUCGAGACAGAUUCAACUCCAUAAUAAGGGUCAAGUUGAUCAAAUUGUUCAAGAAACUCGCCUUUGGGACGAGGGCACUCAGAAAACUUUCACAAUGCGGAAAAAAGAAGGGCUUGCUGAUUAUCGAUAUUUUCCCGAGCCUGACCUUCCUGAAGUUGUCCUCACAAAGGACUUCAUUGACCAAAUUCGUCAAUCAUUGCCUGAACUUCCAGAAGAAAAGCGGAGACGUUAUGAGAAUCUGGGACUCAGCAUGCAGGAUGUUCUCUUCCUUGCAAAUGAUAGCAGUGUUGCCGACUUUUUCGAUGCCACUCUUGAGAAUGGUGCUGAUGUGAAGUUGGCUGCCAACUGGAUUAUGGGUGAUAUUGCAGCGUACAUGAAGAAUGAAAAGCUUUCUAUUAAUGAGCUCAAACUAACUCCUCAAGAGCUUUCUGAGCUGAUUGCUUCCAUUAAAAAUGGAACUAUCAGUGGAAAGAUUGGGAAAGAGAUACUCACUGAACUGAUAUCCAAAGGUGGAACUGUCAAACAGUUGAUUGAGGAAAAAGAUUUGGUUCAGAUAGUAGAUCCAGCUGCUAUUGAAGCAUUGGUCGACAAAGUUAUUGCUGCAAAUCCGAAGCAGCUUCAGCAAUAUCGCGCAGGAAAAACCAAAUUACAGGGAUUUUUUGCAGGCCAGGUGAUGAAGGAGUCGAAGGGUAAGGCCAAUCCUGUUCUUCUGAACAAGAUCCUUGCGGAGAAAUUGAAUUGUCCAAGUUGACGAGGCUGAACACUAAUUAGAUGGAUAUCAGAGUGUGCGGACUGUUAAGCUUACGGUUCAGUUGAAGAAAAAGUGAAAUUGAGAGGGGAGAGUCAUCAAUUGCUUCUCUCUUUUGUCAGUUUUGGCGUCUGUUUUGAUGCAGCCAUAUGUUGUAUUCAUGCAUCUCAUUCUUGGGUGAGCAAAUAGCAAGUUUUAAGGGUAGAAAUUUGCCGAGUUUAACUUAAUUUUGCUACUACAUUUCUCUUCUUUUUUAAAUUCGAUCCAAAUAGAUCACUGUGUAUAUUUUCUUUUUAUUCUACAUUCACAUGUAACACCUAAAGUAGCCUAUCGGGAAAAAACUGUGUGUAAUGUUUCAAAUUUUUCCGUCUAUUUAUUCUGUUUGCACAUGUUCAGUAAAUAAAGCAUUUGUUGUUUCUU